Molecule: messenger RNA, 384 nt
Organism: Puccinia triticina
Lineage: Eukaryota; Fungi; Basidiomycota; Pucciniomycetes; Pucciniales; Pucciniaceae
Exons: 2
Coding region: 1-384 (127 amino acids)
Source: RefSeq, a predicted model, not a curated record
AUGCCCAAUACAAAUCCGGACAUCGAAGAGUUAGACAUGGAAUUGUCGGAUGUCAAAGGGGUAACCAGCCCUCCUGCUGGCCACCUGCUCCCGGCCAAUUGGUCCUUGCGCGCGAUAUACGUCCGGCACAAACUCUACGCAAGAGUCCAGUACGCUGCCGACAGCCACAGACCCGCCGAAGAAGCCCCCACCUACAGGAUGGUCGACACGGACUCAUAUCUGGCCCCAUUCCAGCUCGGUGUUUCCCAAUUGACGCAAUUCGACUUCGCUUCAUUCAAACGUUGGGUCAUGCGUCAGUCCAUGCAACAGGCUGGGGCAAGCAUGCCUCAGCGGCCAAAUCCAAUACUGCCGAGGGUCUCGAGUCUGUCGGCCUGGAACUAUUAA